UGAACGAGAGGGAGAGCGGGGCCAGGGUGGGAAGGGGCGCCGAGGGAGAGGGCGCUGCUGGUCGUCACUGCUGGCCCGCACCGACACUCCUCAGUGAACAUGGCGGCCACCGACAAGCAGGACGGGGUCGGGGCAGCGCAGGGAAGGAGGAGCAAGUCGAAAAAGAAGAAGAAGACAAACAAAGCCAAAAAAGACAAGCCUGAUGUUGGGGUGGCAGUGGUUAAUGGGGAGUCUGAGCCCAGCACCAGCAAUAUUGCCAAGGCUGACACGGUGACUACGGACGGUGUGAGGGCAGAAGAACAGGUCCUGCAGCACAGCCCCAUGGGGAUCCCACAGGUGGAGCAGUACAUGAGGAAGAUGCAACUGCAAGAACAGAAGGAGUUUCUCUUCUGGAACACACAGCCAGUUCCAAAAAUUACUGAAGACAUUGGAGAAGAUGUAAAUGAAGCAAUUGAGGCAGAAAAAGAUAUCUCGGAGAUCAAGCAAGAGCCGUACAACCUUCCCGAUGGCUUCUUCUGGGAUACGUUAGACUUGCAGAAUCCUGAGGUGCUGCAAGACCUCUACCACCUGUUGAAUGAAAAUUAUGUAGAGGAUGAUGACAACAUGUUCAGAUUUGAUUACAGUCAAGAGUUUUUGAGGUGGGCCCUCAUGCCUCCUGGCUGGAAGCAUCCCUGGCAUGUCGGUGUAAGAAUUUCCAAAAGCAAUAGACUAGUCGGGUUUAUAUCUGCUGUUCCUGCCAAGAUCAGGAUAUACAACCAUCAACAAGAGAUGGUUGAAAUUAACUUCUUGUGUGUGCACAAAAAGUUGAGAUCUAAACGUUUGGCACCAGUCUUAAUUAAGGAAAUCACCAGGAGAGUCAACCUCACAGGUAUCUUUCAGGCAGUGUACACAGCCGGUGUGCUUUUACCCCGGCCGAUGGCUUCCUGUCGUUAUUGGCAUCGAUCUCUCAAUCCCAGAAAGUUGAUAGAAGUAAAGUUUUCUCAUCUAGGCAAGAACAUGACCAUGCAGCGCACUCUUAAACUCUAUCGUCUACCCUCCGACACAGCUACUAGAGGCUUCAGACGCUUAAAACCCCAGGAUGUUGAUUCCUGUCAUCGGCUGUUGGCAAACUACCUCAAGAGGUUUGACUUAGCGCCGGUGUUCAGCAGAGAACAGUUUGUCCACUGGUUCCUCCCUCAAGACAAGAUCAUUGACAGCUAUGUGGUGGAGACAGGUGGAAAGGUGACAGACUUUGUGAGCUACUACACCCUACCAUCCACUGUGAUGCACCACCCAACCUACAAGACACUGAAGGCUGCUUACUCCUUCUACAACGUGUCAUCAUCCACCCCCUGGAAGGUCCUCAUGAAGGAUGCACUCAUCACUGCCAAAAAUGCUGACUAUGAUGUCUUUAAUGCACUUGACCUGAUGGAGAACUCAAAAUUUCUGGAGGAGUUGAAGUUUGGACAAGGUGAUGGCAACCUACAGUAUUACCUGUACAACUGGAGGUGUCCAAAAAUGUCUCCAGAAAAGGUAAUUAUUUUGUAGUGUUCAAUUAGUCAGCUAGCAAAGUGGCUAUUACGUGAGAGUUGGGGUUGGGUUAGGAGAAUGGCUUGGUGAAUUAUG
Messenger RNA from Portunus trituberculatus (swimming crab), 1605 nucleotides. RefSeq names its product glycylpeptide N-tetradecanoyltransferase-like (gene Nmt). Gene Ontology annotation, biological process: N-terminal peptidyl-glycine N-myristoylation. Gene Ontology annotation, molecular function: glycylpeptide N-tetradecanoyltransferase activity. Gene Ontology annotation, cellular component: cytoplasm. The coding region runs from base 100 to 1527 and encodes 475 amino acids. The transcript is spliced from 10 exons. The record is from RefSeq and is a predicted model, not a curated record. Lineage: Eukaryota; Metazoa; Arthropoda; Malacostraca; Decapoda; Portunidae.